Molecule: messenger RNA, 1051 nt
Organism: Eutrema salsugineum
Lineage: Eukaryota; Viridiplantae; Streptophyta; Magnoliopsida; Brassicales; Brassicaceae
Product: alpha carbonic anhydrase 1, chloroplastic
Exons: 6
Coding region: 81-926 (281 amino acids)
Molecular function (GO): zinc ion binding; carbonate dehydratase activity
Source: RefSeq, a predicted model, not a curated record
GUAAGCUAAUAACACACUAUAUUAUCUCCACAGCAGAUUCCAACAAAGCAGGAUUAAAACACAAGAAAAAGAAGAAGAAGAUGAUAAUAAUUAUUAAAUUCUGCUUCUUCGCCAUGGCCAUCCUCUGCGUUGCCCCUGCAAAUGCUCAGACACAAGGAGUAGUGUUCGGAUAUGGAGGGAAAAAUGGACCAAACCGAUGGGGACACUUAAACCCUCACUACACUAAAUGCUCGGUCGGUAAAUUGCAGUCUCCAAUUGAUAUACAAAGGAGACAAACGUUUUACAACCGCAGCUUGGAAUCGCUACACCGAGAUUACCACACCACCAACGCAACGCUCGUGAACCACGUCUGCAAUGUGGCGAUGUUCUUCGGGGAAGGAGCAGGAGAUGUGGUGAUAGACAAUAAAAACUAUUCCUUGAUGCAAAUGCAUUGGCACACUCCUUCUGAACAUCAUCUCCAUGGAGUCCAAUAUGCAGCUGAGCUACACAUGGUACACCAAGCAAAAGAUGGAAGCUAUGCUGUGGUAGCUAGCCUCUUCAAAAUCGGCAGUGAAGAGCCUUUCCUCUCUCAGAUGAAGGAUAAAUUGGUGAAGCUAAAGGAGGAGAGACGCAAAGGGAACCAAACAGCACAAGUGGAAGUAGGAAAAAUAGACACAAGACAUAUCGAACGUAAGACUCGAAAGUACUUCAGAUACGUUGGUUCACUCACUACUCCUCCUUGUUCCGAGAACGUAUCUUGGACCAUUCUUGGCAAGGUGAGGUCAAUGUCAAAGGAACAAGUGGAACUUCUCAGAUCUCCACUGGACACUUCUUACAAGAACAAUUCAAGACCUUGUCAACCCCUCAACGGCCGGAGAGUUGAGAUGUUCCAUGAGCUCGCCACCGAGAAACAAGAAACCUCCAGCAAAAAGAAAAAACCCAAUUAAGUUUUACAUUGCCUAUCGUUGUAUUCGAAACUCUAAGUAGCCUAAAAUUUUUAGCCUUGUAAUAAUACUAGGAAGAAUAAAAAUAAUCAUAUAUAGUAUAAUACUAUGUUCUGUUUACUACUUGA